Messenger RNA from Peronospora matthiolae, 1182 nucleotides. NCBI's taxonomy places the organism in Eukaryota, Oomycota, Peronosporomycetes, Peronosporales, Peronosporaceae. The record is from the annotation of a GenBank genome assembly.
AUGAACCUGUUUAUGAAAAAUGAAGAAGUGCGACGAAUCUGGGCCGAGCACUUUCUUUACAAGGUAGCAGUCAGCGACGCGCGCGAGUUGGCGCACUUUGCGCAAUCGAUCAAGCUCGGCAGCGUCGAGGUCGGUCGCGAGGUCGUUGCGGCGCUUGUUGAGGCGAAGCACCAAGACACUCAAACGUGUUUUCGCUGCGGCAGGACGGGGCACGCCGUCGGCAACACGGUGCUCGUGCUCACGGAGAAAGCGUCAGCGGCUCGCGCGAACGGAAACGAGAGCAAGGAGGAGAUGAGAGCGCGCAGAAAAACGGCUCGUGCGAGCGACACUAGCGAUAACGGGCCAGCUGCAACCUGCGCGGGCGGUUUCGUGCUCGCUGAAUACGAUGCGAUUGGCAUUGAUCGAGGCGUCCGUAUCCUUGCCAGCUGCGCGAGCAUACACCUCGUGAACGACGAGUCGCUGCUUGUUCAACAGGUUGUCUGCGUCCACGAGAUCACCAUGGCAGAUGGUGAGACUCUGCGGAUGACGCGUGUCGGGAGUGUGCGCCUCGAGUUACUAGUGCGCGGUGCGAAGACGAGUGUGGCGCUGAGUGAAGUUUAUUUUGCGCCGCGUCUGGCGAUGAACAUCGUUUUCUACGGGAAGCUCAACGUGUUAUACAAUAAGACGACAUCGACACGCGAGAGGCACAGCUCUGAAGAAGUGAUCAUAUUCGCGCUCGAAGCACUUGCGACGAAUGAUGAUGCCGACGGUGCGCACGAAGCCUCGCUGCUGCACUGGCACCAGCGACUUGGCCACCUCGCGUUUGAUACAAUCGGGCGCACGGCGCGCGAUCCAGCGUCGGGCAUCCGACUAACCAGAAACAAGCGCAUGGCGUGCAUGUCAUGCCUUAAGGGAAAGCAGACGCGCAACGCGCAGUCGCAACAGGACAGCGGUGCUAACUCUCCAAUCGACAGGAUCGGCGGUUUCAUCUGCUCGGGCCUCAACAUCCCGAUGAAGCCGCAGGACCACCUUGGUAAUCGAUAUCUGGUAAACUUUAUCGACCACAAGUCGAACUACUACCGCACGUUCCUCGCGCGCACGAAGGACGCGGUGGCAAAACAGUUUGAUGCUUUCCUCGUUCACUUCAAGAAGCUUUUCGGUUUCAAGGUCCUUGUGCUGCUGAUGGACGGCGGUGGCGAAUGA